Messenger RNA from Hydra vulgaris (swiftwater hydra), 2983 nucleotides. RefSeq lists its product as uncharacterized. The record is from RefSeq and is a predicted model, not a curated record. NCBI's taxonomy places the organism in Eukaryota, Metazoa, Cnidaria, Hydrozoa, Anthoathecata, Hydridae.
UGCUUACUUAGCUAACUGAACAGAGACAGACAUGUUUUAUUUUUUAUCAAGUAAAAUGAAUUUCUUACUUGUGGCAAGCAUAGCAAGAAAAAGAAUAAAUUUGAAAUUGUUGUCUUAAUGGAGUUGAAUUUCUCACUUGAGGCUAAUAAAAAGUUUUAAAGGAAUCAAAGCAAAUGGAGUUUUUUUAAAGUCUAAUGGUUUUGAUUGUGUAAAAUAAUUUUCAAACAAAAGGCUACUAAACUCUCUACUUUUAAACAUAUAUAUUGAACCAGAGUGACAUUUAUAAGCAUUGACCAUUCAAAAAUUUUAUUUGAAUUCUAUUGUGGGUAAAAGUUGGAUCAAAACUUUCAAAAUAAAAAGGUGUAGUUAAAGUGCUUUAGUAGUGGGAAAAGAAAUGGUAAAUAUUAUGAGCUGAAGAAUGGCUAAUAAAAUUGUCAGGGAGGACCAAAUUGACCAUGUAUCCUACCAGAGGUUAUAUGCUUCACCAUACUUUCAACGCGAAAACUAUGAACGUAUUCAAAAAUGGUUAAAUGAGCAACCUGACUUUAUUCUUUACCCACCCUCAGAGGAUGAUUCCGUCUCAUCUUCGAUAUAUUCUAAUUACAAAAUGAAUAAUGAGACUGCAAGUAAAUAUGAAACAAACAAUAAAAAAAUACUAAAACAUUCAUAUGAAGAUGAACUAAGUAAUAAUUUUCAAAAUACUAAAAUAUUUUCACCAAACACAAUGAGGCGUCGAAGAUAUAUACCAUAUUCCUAUCCUACUUUAACCCAAUCCCAAAGUUUGUCUUGUGUGAAUGAGUUAGGCUUACCUGAUCAACCUGACACAAGACUACAUCCAAGGAAUUGUUCUGUUUUAAAUAAAGGCAAUACUUUUCCUAGAAGAAAUCAUAUAUCAAAUAAACAAAGUUCUAAUAUAUUUCAACAAGCUCAAGUUCGGAAAAAUCGUCGAACAUUGCAUGAUGAUUUAUAUAAAAACACUGUAAUUCAAGGUCAUCAAACUAAGUUAAACCAUCAUAUUGAUUCUAAAGAAGUUUUAUCGAGAAAAAAUUCAUCAAAACCUGUUUUUCAGCCAAUACCUCUGGACAGUGCAAAUUCAAAUGCUUAUAUAAAUUCAUCUAAUUUCACAACUGGGGAUCAUUCAUAUAAAGUUAAAACUUUGGCUGAUAAUAGUCAACUCAAAGAUAUUACUACAAUUAAGUCCGAACAUUUAUCUCACAAUCAAUCUAGUGAAAUUCCAUUAAAAGAACCACCUAAAUUUGAUCGUAAAACAGAUAAUGAUCAAAAUGAGAAUAAAGUUUUAACUUCAUCAUUCGAUAAUAUUGAAUUUCUAGAAAAUCCUUCCCCUUUGUUUGAUUUCCCAAAAUCACCAGAAUUACAUUUAGUUAAAGCAUAUUCUUGGCCUAAACGACCUGUAUAUUUUAGAAAUGAAAAUUAUUUAUUUAAAAAUGAAGAAAGUACUCCAAAAAAGAUCUUAAAUAAGACUGAGGAGAGUGGUUAUAACACGGAAAAAAGUGAAGAAAAAUGGGAUUCUCAAUCUGCAAAAAAAAUUAGCUCCCCUAUUAAUGAUACUUUUGCCAGUGAAAGUUCUUUGUGUAGUGACAUCCCUCCAGAGCGUCCACCAUUACCAUACAAUAAGGAGACUGUAACAUGGCUAAAAUUACCACAUGAUACAAAAACAGAUCUUGAUACAUCAAUGUCUUUAAACCAACUUAGUGUUCCACAUGUGGUUCCUGUUAUCAAAGGUAGUGAUCAAACCAUAGAAAUCAGAAAUUUAAAGGAUUUGCUAAUCAAAAAUGAAGUAGAUCAAAUAAUACAUAAAAAAUCAGAAAGUGCUGAGUCUCCAAAUCGUUCAACAAUAACUGAUCUUCAAAAUCGCUCAACUGAUCUUCAAAGCAUCAGUUUAAGAGAUUUAAUAAAACUCCAUGAAGAAAAAAUUGCUAGUGUUUCAGCACGAUCAACCUAUAAAGGUGGUUUAAAAAGGUUUUCCCCUGUCCUAAUGAGAGAUGUGAGUUCUGAAAACAAAGCUAAAAACUCAUGGAAAAGGCAUACAACUAUUGGUUGUAAUGGUUUUGAAAAGUAUAAUGUUGAAAAUUUUCAACCUAUAGAAAAUGGCGAGGGAUAUCUUGCUUUUUCAAGUAGUGAACACUUGAACAAACCUGUUGAAAAAGUAGUAACUAAUUCGAUCAGCAAUUAUUCUCGUUCCGAUUCGAUAGCUUAUUUAAAAAGCAUGAGUGGAUCAUUAGUUUUAUCAAAAAUAGUAGACUCAUCAGUUUUAGUAUCACGUGAACAGCAAUACCAAAAUCUUAUUUCCUUACCCUUUGCUUCAGAUAGAUUGGAUUCACAGCAAAAACUCAGGAGCACCCUUACAAAAGACGCUUUUUCGCAGACUACGUCAGUUUCACACUCCACUCAAAGUCAUCUUGACACUGUAAAAGAGUUAAAUUUAGAGUUAGAAAACUUAAAACUUAAACAUAAAUAUGAAUGCGAUGAUUUGAUUCGUAAGUUAGAGGAACAAAAGAAGGUAGCAAAUGCUUAUCAAAAGCUUGAAGACAGGUAUAGACGAAAAGUGUUUGAUCUACAAAAAAUGAUGAAGAGUUGUACUUGUACUCGCAGAUCUGCUAAAGACUAUUUAUUUGAAAAUGGCUGCAACUCUCUAAUAAAUCGUCAAACAGUAUUAGAAGAUAAUCACGAUAUUUCUGUACAGAAAGUGGAUGGAAUUCUUAAUCAACUUGAAGCUUGGUUAAAUCACGAACAAACUGAAGAAUACAGCGAUGAAAUAUUGUCAUUUUGUAUGAACGAAAGUGUUACCAAGUCAAAUCGAUAUAUUAAUCAUACACUUGAUAUUAUUGACAAGUUUGAUGCGACUUCAGUUUAGAAUGUUUUAAGUUAGACAUUAAUAAAAAAUAAACAUAUAUAAUAUAUAAACGCACCUAUUUUAUUAUUAUUUUACAUUUUCAUGUUAUUUGUUAAUCUUUAUCUCUCA